AUGAAGCACGACGCGACACGGGAGGGAUACGACGUCCGGCGGGAGGACCACGUCCGGCGGGGGACGAAGCACGACUCGACGUCCGUCGGGAGGAACGAAGCACGACUCGACGUCCGUCGGGAGGGACGUACCUUGACUGGAUGUCCGUCGGGAGGCAUGAAGCACGAAGCGACGUCCGUCGGGAGGAAUGAAGCACGACGCGACGUCAGUCGAAAGGAACGAAGCACGACGCGACGUCAGUCGAAAGGAACGAAGCACGACGCGACGUCAGUCGGGAGGGACCUCGACGUCAGUCGGGAGGGACCUCGACGUCCGGCGGGAGACGAGGCACGGCGAGAGGGACGAAGCACGACUCGACGUCCGGCGGGAGGGACGAGGCUCGACGCGACGUCCGGCGGGAGGGACGAGGCUCGACGCGACGUCCGGCGGGAGGGACGAGGCUCGACGCGACGUCCGGCGGGAGGGACGAGGCUCGACGCGACGUCCGGCGGGAGGGACGAGGCUCGACGCGACGUCCGGCGGGAGGGACGAGGCUCGACGCGACGUCCGGCGGACGGGACGAGGCUCGACGCGACGUCCGGCGCGAGGGACGAAGCUCGACGCGACGUCUGUCGGGAGGGACGAGCUCGCUCGACGCGACGUCUGUCGGGAGGGACGAAGCUCGACGCGACGUCUGUCGCGAGGGACGAAGCUCGACGCGACGUCUGUCGCGGAGGGAUGAAGCUCGACGCGACGUCUGUCGCGAGGGACGUCUCUCGUCGCGACGUCCGUCGCGGGGACGACGCUCGACGCGACGUCGUCGCGAGGGACGAAGCUCGACGCGACGUCUGUCGCGAGGGACGAAGCUCGACGCGACGUCUGUCGCGAGGGACGAAGCUCGACGCGACGUCUGUCGCGAGGGACGAAGCUCGACGCGACGUCUGUCGCGAGGGACGAAGCUCGACGCGACGUCUGUCGCGCGGGACGAAGCGCGACGCGACGUCUGUCGCGAGGGACGAGGCUCGACGCGACGUCGUUCGCGAGGGACGAAGCUCGACGCGACGUCCGGCGGGACGUAGGACGAGGCUCGACGCGACGUCCGGCGGGGGGGACGAGGCUCGACGCGACGUCCGGCGGGAGGGACGAGGCUCGACGCGACGUCCGGCGGGAGGGACGAGGCUCGACGCGACGUCCGGCGGGAGGGACGAGGCUCGACGCGACGUCCGGCGGGAGGGACGAGGCUCGACGCGACGUCCGGCGGACGGGACGAAGCUCGACGCGACGUCCGGCGGGAGGGACGAAGCUCGACGCGACGUCUGUCGGGAGGGACGAAGCUCGACGCGACGUCUGUCGGGAGGGACGAAGCUCGACGCGACGUCUGUCGGGAGGGACGAAGCUCGACGCGACGUCUGUCGCGAGGGACGAAGCUCGACGCGACGUCUGUCGCGAGGGACGAAGCUCGACGCGACGUCUGUCGCGAGGGACGAAGCUCGACGCGACGUCUGUCGGGAGGGACGAAGCUCGACG
Iphiclides podalirius (scarce swallowtail) is the source of this 1506-nucleotide messenger RNA. NCBI's taxonomy places the organism in Eukaryota, Metazoa, Arthropoda, Insecta, Lepidoptera, Papilionidae. The record is from the annotation of a GenBank genome assembly.